Lachancea fermentati is the source of this 1692-nucleotide messenger RNA. The record is from the annotation of a GenBank genome assembly. NCBI's taxonomy places the organism in Eukaryota, Fungi, Ascomycota, Saccharomycetes, Saccharomycetales, Saccharomycetaceae.
AUGUUGCACAAACAUACUAAGGAACAUCAUCAAGGUGCGGGGGCAUCUUUUCACCACAAUUCGCACAGUGCACCUGUGAGUUACAAACUGUUGUCUGAUGACUUGCAAAAAAUGGCAUUGGAGGAUACGGAUGCUAAAUUGAACGUCAGCGUGACGAAUAAGUAUACUAUACCUGCUAAAGGUCUACCAAAGGAUCUUACAUAUGAUCUAGUGCACAACGAGUUGACGUUGGACGGUAAUCCGCACUUGAACUUAGCAAGCUUUGUCAAUACCACCUCUACAGAGACAGCAAAGCGUUUGAUAACUGAGAAUAUCAACAAGAACCUGGCGGAUAACGAUGAAUACCCACAAUUGAUGGAAAUAACCCAGCGUUGUGUGUCGAUGCUUGCCCAGCUCUGGCAUUGUGAUGUGGACAAAGAGCCUCUUGGUUGUGCGACCACGGGAUCUAGUGAGGCCAUUAUGUUGGGAGGAUUGGCCAUGAAGAGACAAUGGGAACGCAAGAUGCGUGAGGCGGGGAAAUCGACGGCCAAGCCCAACAUCAUCAUGUCUUCUGCGGCUCAGGUUGCACUGGAGAAAUUUGCGCGGUACUUCGAUGUCGAGUGUCGUCUGGUGCCUGUGUCUCAGCAAUCAGAUUUCCACCUUGAUCCAAAGUCCCUGUGGGAGUUUGUGGAUGAGAACACCAUUGGGUGCUAUGUCAUCCUGGGCACCACAUACACCGGGCACUUGGAAAACAUUGAGCAGGUUGCCGGCGUUUUGGAGGAAAUUGAGCGUGAAAAUCCCAACUGGAGUAACACGGAUAUUCCGAUCCACGUGGAUGGUGCCUCUGGCGGGUUCGUAGUCCCCUUUGCGUUCACACAGGAGCAGAUGGAGCGUGCGGGGCUUUCGCGGUGGGGGUUCAACCACCCUCGCGUGGUGAGCAUCAACACUUCUGGCCACAAAUUCGGUCUCACGACACCAGGAUUGGGGUGGAUCCUGUGGAAGGACGACUCGUAUUUGCUACCGGAACUGCGCUUCCGGUUGAAGUACCUCGGCGGUGUCGAGGAGACGUUCAACUUGAACUUCUCGCGGCCCGGGUUCCAAGUGAUCCACCAGUACUACAACUUUUUGACGCUGGGCAUGAAGGGCUACAAAGAGGUGUUUGACCGGUCGCUUUUCGUUGCACGUGCGUUCAGCCUGGCGCUGUUGAAUGAAGCAGACCUGGCUGGCAAUUUCGAGGUCGUGAGCUGCAUCCACGAGCGGCUCGACGGCGAGCCUGCUUGCAACCGUGACGUGCUGGAAGACCCGCAAAACUUCCGGCCGGGCGUUCCGCUCGUGGCCUUCAGGCUGUCGAAGCAGUUCCACGAGAAGUACCCGGAGAUCCCACAGGCGAUCCUGUCUACGAUGCUACGGGGAAAGGGCUGGAUCAUCCCCAACUACCCGCUGCCCGCCUCUACGGACGGCAGCGACAAGACAGAGGUGCUACGGGUGGUAUUCCGGUCCGAGAUGAGCUUGGACCUCGCGCACCUAUUGCUGGACCACCUGGUGCACGUGAUCCACAGGUUGAUGCACGUGUACGAGGGAGCGGCUGCGACGAGCGGCCAGCAGGGCCGUGGGACGCUCUACGAGACGCUUCUCACGCUGGCGUCGUCUGGUGACGAAGAAGAGGCCGCGGCCACGGAGGCCCACAAGAAGAACUACCGCGGGACAUGCUGA